Penicillium malachiteum is the source of this 2055-nucleotide messenger RNA. RefSeq lists its product as uncharacterized. NCBI's taxonomy places the organism in Eukaryota, Fungi, Ascomycota, Eurotiomycetes, Eurotiales, Aspergillaceae. The transcript has 5 exons. The coding region runs from base 1 to 2055 and encodes 684 amino acids. The record is from RefSeq and is a predicted model, not a curated record.
AUGGUACAGACUGACCGUUGUCCUCCGGUGUCAAAUUACAAGGAAGAGCCGGUUGAUGAUCCCCUUCGACACGGUAGCUCGGUGCCUCUAGGUUCUCAGAAUCAACAACAACUUCAAACUCCACGACCAGAUCUAGCAUCACUUCAGAAGCAAGACUCUGUAUCGCCUGUCUCAACAACUGUUUGCCUUCCACCAGCAACAUAUCCUCCCCCUCCGUCUCUCGGAAACGGCAUUCUGCAUUCUCAUAGCUCUUACGGAUCGCCAUCACAAGAAACACACUAUUAUACCUCACAUUCGCCUUUAUAUUCAACGGUAACUGCACCAGCGCAAUACUCCUCUAGCGGGCCAUCUGACCUCAUGGCAACCACCGCUCAAAUGCAGAGACCCUCCUACCCACCAAUCUAUCAUACACCUCAGUCAAACUCUCCAGCGUCUGUAGCAUCACAACCACAUGAUCAGCAUGGCCGAAGCCUUUACACUCAGUCGCCACAGAUCCCACCCCAGAUGUACGGUUAUCCGCCAUACUCUCCGAUAAACCCUAUUCAGCCGCCUUAUGCAUCCCAUCCAUCACCUCAACCACACGCAAGUCUUACAACCCAAUCCAUGAUGAUGCCCCCUCAGACAAGUACAGCGCAGAUGUCUCCCCACCAGCCAUCGCACACUCCAAACACAGCUUUAUCUAGCAGCCCCGGUAUGAAAAUGGAUCCAGCACCACACUCCAGUGCUCAACGAUCAAUGCUCAAUCCGACUCUCCCAGUACCAACCAACGCCGGUAUUCCUACUGGACCAGUCCAGACGUCUCCACUAGGUGCAAGUUCUAGUGCAGCACCUGGACCGAUUCCCGCGACCACGCCACUUGUCGUACGACAAGACAACAACGGGGUGCAAUGGAUAGCAUUCGAGUACUCACGAGAUCGAGUCAAGAUGGAAUACACUAUCCGCUGCGAUGUGGAAUCCGUCAACGUUGACAGUCUUAGCCAAGACUUCAAGACCGAGAACUGCGUUUACCCACGAGCAUGCUGCAGUAAGGAUCAGUACCGAGGCAAUCGGCUAGUCUAUGAGACCGAAUGCAAUGCUGUUGGAUGGGCACUAGCAGACUUGAACCCAGCUUUGAGAGGCAAGCGAGGCCUCAUCCAGCGAGCUGUCGAUAGCUGGAGGAACAGCAACCAGGAUCCUCGGCUUCGCAGUAGACGAGUACGUCGCCAGCACAAGAUGAGUCGUCGACAGUCGGUUCAGCCCCCUACUCCCCAGAUGCCUCCUGCUGGCUCUAUCAGUCAUGGACUGGGUGCUGCUUCCGGUCAUCGUGGUAGUAUUGGGGGCUCUUUGAUGGGUCCACCUAUGACACAUCAUCAUGCUCAGCCAGAUGGUAGCCCUAAGGUCGAACAGGUCAGCGGCACCGCAGACUACAACCUCGGAGCCCGUCCCAUUGACACAGGUCGUCUGCCACCCGCACCCCUCGGUGCCACCGAUAUCCGACCGGCACAGGUCUUCCACGAUGCACACGUCAUCCCAGGACCUACCAGCAUUAGUCCCUCCAUGCCACCUCUACUCCGCGAGGGUGGACUCGGUUCUCUAGGCCGACACCCUACCAUCGCGACAUCUUCCAGCCGCAUGGCAUCCACCACCGCACCAACCGAACUAGAUGACGAAGUUAGUCCUACUAACGAUGAUCUAUUCGGCCAGCUACCUGACGGUAAGCGUCGAACCUUCAUCUUAGUCGAAGAUCCACAGCGCGGUUCUCGCGUCCGUGUUAAGGUGGGCCUUGAUAAAGUGAAGAUGGAUGAGAUCCCGGAUUCUUAUCGCAAGAUCAAUGCCGUGUACCCACGUACAUAUUUCCCUACUCAGAUGAAGGAUGCGCCGCUCCUUGUUGAUCCCAUGGAUGCCUAUCGCAACAAAAUGCGCACCAGUAUGAUCGCGGCGGGCCAAGAAGCCUCUGAAAUUCCAGAGCAUUUUGAUACUCGACGCGGAAAACGUCGUUUCCUGGAGCGGACUCGUCGCAUGGAAAGUGAUGCCCUGUCAGCAACACAGCGUGGCGCAGAAGAAGUUGAGGGUUAA